AUGGGCCAGACUACGACAGUAUUAUCGGCAUUGUUUAUUGCCAUUGGCGGGUUCCUCUUUGGUUACGACUCAGGCAUUAUCGGAUCCGUCAUAUCGCUUCCGACUUUCAAAGAACGCUUCUCUACGCCAGAUGCCAACACCGUCGGAGGGAUUGUUUCCUCUUUUCAAGGAGGUGCCAUUCUCGGCACAAUUAUCAACAUGAUUGGUGCUGACUGGGCCGGACGAAGGAACACAAUUUUCGCCGGCUCAGUCGUCUCUACAUUGGGCUGUGCUAUCCAAGCCGGCUCCAUCAAUAUUCCCAUGUUAAUCGUUGGCCGUUUCAUCGCUGGUGUGGCUGUUGGCAUGUUAACUGCAACCAUUCCCAUGUACGCUUCUGAGCUUUCCGAGGCGAAAUACCGCGGUAUGCUUGCAGGCCUCCUGCAAUGGAUGCUGAGUUGGGGGUUCUUCGUGGCUCAAUGGUUGGGCUAUGGAUGUUCGCAUAGCAAAACAGAAUUCUCUUGGCGGUUCCCACUUGCAUUCCAGACAGUCCCCAGCCUGACCCUGAUGGCAGGUAUCUACUUCCUGCAGGAGUCGCCGCGAUGGCUGGUCGAAAAAGAGCGCAUCGAAGAGGCGCGUGCCGCGCUUCAGAGGCUCCGACGCGGGCAAGACGAAGCGGCUAUAGAAGCGGAGUUCAACGAUAUCCACCAGACAAUUGUGGCGGAUCGUGACAUCGCCAAAGUAUCGUGGAAGUCCAUCAUUACGAAGCCGUCAUGGCGACGCCGCUUGCUCCUUGGUUGUGGUGUUCAGGCCUUUGGACAGCUUUCUGGAAUCAACGUCAUCAACUACUACGGGCCAAUUAUUUAUUCCCUUCUUGGCAUUGAGAAUCAAGAGUCCUUGAUGAUUACCGGAAUCAGCGGCGCGUUGUCCAUCGUUUACUGCAGCAUUGGCUUGUACCUGUUGGACCGUGUCGGCCGAGUCAAGCCAUUGAUUGGUUCUGCUAUCGGUAUGGGACUGUGCCUGCUCGUGAAUGCAGUGCAGGCGCAGUACUUCAACGAGGAGAACUCGAACCAGUUGCGCUCCAUGGUCGCCAUGAAUUUCUUAUUCAGCUUCUUCUUCACACCCGUAGGCAUCAUCAGCUGGGUUUAUCCGGCCGAAAUCUUCCCGAUUCAGGCAAGAGCCCUUGGUAACGCCAUCACGACAUUUACCAACUGGACUCUGAACCUCGUUUUUGCGCAGUUCAGCCCUCUGGCACUAGACGCAGUCCGCUUUCGUUACUUUUACGCCUUCUUCGUUUUCAACCUCGUAGCUACCGUUGCUUAUUUCUUCUUUUAUCCUGAGACGAAGCAGAGAACUCUUGAGCAGAUGGAUGAGCUGUUUGGAGACGCAAUUGUUGACCACCACACCACCAUCCACGAGAAGAACAAGGAUCUGGUGGUCGAUGAUGCAGAAGUCGCCGACAAGAUUUAG
Molecule: messenger RNA, 1446 nt
Organism: Colletotrichum truncatum
Lineage: Eukaryota; Fungi; Ascomycota; Sordariomycetes; Glomerellales; Glomerellaceae
Product: hexose carrier protein
Biological process (GO): carbohydrate transport; transmembrane transport
Cellular component (GO): membrane
Molecular function (GO): carbohydrate:proton symporter activity
Source: RefSeq, a predicted model, not a curated record